Fundulus heteroclitus (mummichog) is the source of this 3831-nucleotide messenger RNA. Its product is annotated as A disintegrin and metalloproteinase with thrombospondin motifs 15. Bases 240 to 3080 code for a protein of 946 amino acids. Lineage: Eukaryota; Metazoa; Chordata; Actinopteri; Cyprinodontiformes; Fundulidae. The record is from RefSeq and is a predicted model, not a curated record. Gene Ontology annotation, molecular function: zinc ion binding; metalloendopeptidase activity. Gene Ontology annotation, biological process: extracellular matrix organization; proteolysis. The transcript is spliced from 8 exons.
CUGCGCGGCAACACUAUGAUUUGGAGAGUUAAAGCAGCGCUGGCGCUCAGGUUUCAUUUGACACCAACCGCCGGUUUUGAGCCCAGCUAUAAAGCUCAGCAGCCGAAGAGGAUCGUGUCCAGAGUGGAAGCGGUACAGGAUGGGUGAGAAGUUGGGAGGAGGCACGCCUGCAGAAGUUUAGUAAGGACGCGCGAGUGGAGCGCGGUGCCAUCACUCACACAAGCUCGCUUUACGCAGAGAUGGCUGGAGCUGCUGGUUUGCUGCUCGUUUUCACGCAAUUCACACUUCAUUUGACAUUAACAUCAUGCAUGGAGGUGGAUUUCUGCGUACCUGUCCGCAUUGACCACCAGGUGCGCGAAAAGCAUGCGCACCGACGGGUGGAGCAGAUGGAUGGGAAGCAUGUUGUUUUCAGACUGAGCGCAUUCAGUCAGGAGUUUUACCUGCACCUCGCAUCGGAUUCUAGUUUCCUCGCAGCCGGCAGCGGAUCUGCAGCAUCCAACACUUCGGCUGACCUCAGGGGAUGCUUCUUCUCCGGUGACGUGAACGCAGACCCGGACUCCUUUGUGGCGGUUAGCCUGUGCAGGGGUCUGCAGGGCGGCUUCUCUUAUAAUGGCAUGGAGUAUUUCAUCACUACAAGACCAGAAGACGCCGCAGCUGCGUCUGGAUACGGCAACGUUUUGGAAAUAACGCAUAUAAUCAGCCGCCGAAUGAUUGCGCCACAUUCAGGGGCCAACUUCACCAGCAGGUGUGGAGUCACGUCACGGAGCAACUUCAGCGUUUCCCUGGACAAAUACAAACACCUCAAUCAGCUGGACCCUGAUGGCUUCACAGAAAACGUCCUGAAAUACCUGGGGAGGUCCAAAAGGUUCGCUUCUAUCCCCCGCUUUGUGGAGGUGCUGGUAGUGGCAGAUCAGUCCAUGGCUGCAUUCCACGGGGAUGACCUAAAGCAUUACCUUCUGACCCUGAUGUCAGUAGCAGCCAGACUCUACAAGCACCCCAGCAUACUUAACUCCAUAAACAUAGUGGUGGUGGGCUUCAUGGUGAUAAAUGAAGCUGACAAGGGACCAAAGGUUUCCAGCAAUGCUGCCUUAACCCUGCGCAACUUCUGCUCCUGGCAGAAGAAGUUGAAUAAAGCCAGUGAUAAGCACCCAGAGUACUGGGACACCGCCAUCCUGUUCACCAAACAGGAUCUCUGUGGAGCCACGACCUGUGAUACGCUUGGGAUGGCUGACGUUGGGACCAUGUGUGAUCCUAGGAGAAGUUGUUCUGUCAUUGAGGACGAUGGGUUACCCUCUGCUUUCACAACUGCUCAUGAGCUUGGCCAUGUCUUCAACAUGCCCCAUGACAAUGUGAAAGCAUGUGAGGAGGUAUUUGGGAAGCUAAAGGACAACCACAUGAUGUCUCCCACCCUGAUUCAGAUAGACAGGAGUCGGCCCUGGUCAGUCUGCAGCGCAGCCAUCAUUACUGAGUUCCUGGACAGAGGUCAUGGUGACUGCCUGCUGGACCAGCCUCAGAAGCAGCUCACUCUCCAGGACAGCCUGCCCGGCUCCAGCUACAGCCUGCAUCGGCAGUGUGAGCUUGCCUUCGGCUCAGGCUCCAAACCCUGCCCCUACAUGCAGCCCUGCACAAAGCUGUGGUGCACCGGGAAUGCUCGUGGACAGCAGGUCUGUCAAACCCGGCACUUUCCCUGGGCUGACGGAACAAACUGCGGCUACGGCAAAGUGUGCUACCGAGGCGCCUGCGUUGAUAACCGCAGCACAAUGCACAACAAGGUGGAUGGCCGCUGGGGGAAGUGGGGUGCAUUUGGAGACUGCUCGAGAAGUUGUGGUGGAGGUGUUCAGUUGGCAAAGAGGGAGUGUAAUAAUCCUGUCCCUGAGAAUGGUGGAAAAUACUGCUACGGCCUUCGCAUAAAAUACCGCUCAUGUAACCUCAUGCCUUGCCCUGAAACAGGCAAAAGUUUCCGUGAAGAGCAGUGUGAGACAUUCAAUGGCUUAAACCUCAACACCAGCAGACUGGGAGCCAGCGUAGUUUGGGUUCCCAAAUAUUCUGGCAUCUCUCCCAAGGAUAAAUGCAAGCUCAUCUGCCGGGCCAAUGGAACUGGAUACUUCUAUGUUCUGUCACCAAAGGUUGUAGAUGGGACGCCUUGCUCCCCUGACACCUCGGCGGUGUGCGUUCAGGGAAAAUGCAUCAAGGCCGGUUGCGACGGCAAGCUGGAUUCUAACAAGAAGUUUGACAAGUGUGGAGUGUGUGGCGGGGACAACCAGGGCUGCAAGAAGGUCUCAGGAAUGUUCACAAAGCCUGUUAACGGCUACAACUUUGUUGUGGCACUGCCCAUUGGAGCCUCCAACAUUGACAUCCGCCAACGGGGAUACAGAGGAAUGGUCAGUGAUGAAAACUACCUAGCUGUGAAGAAUCGCCAUGGUAAAUACCUCUUGAAUGGCAACUACGUGGUGUCAGCUGCAGAGCGGGACCUGCUGCUUAAAGGAAGCCUGCUGCGCUACAGUGGCACUUCCACAUCUGUGGAGAUUCUCCAGGCUACCAGACCUUUGCAAGAGCCUUUAACUGUGGAGGUGCUCUCUGUGGGAAAGAUGACUCCUCCCAGGAUCCGCUACUCCUUUUACAUCUCAAAGGAGCGUAAAGAGGAGAAGACUCAUCGGAAAGAGGAGAAAAGCCAAAAAUCACAGAACAGUGUCUUGACUGAUGACAAAAACAACGUAAUUAAAAAUGAAGUGAUGGCGAAGAGACCUGUUAGUCACUGGGUCACAGCAGGAUGGGAUUCAUGCUCAGUGACUUGUGGGAAUGGUCUGCAGAAGAGGCUGGUCCACUGCCAGAGCACAGAAGGACAUCUUGCUACAGAUUGUGACAGUGCUAAAAGACCUGCAGCAGUAAGAGCGUGCGGGGAUCCAUGUCCCAUGUGGAAUGUAGGAACCUGGUCUCAGUGCUCUAAGUCCUGUGGAAAAGGCUUUAAAAGACGUCCAGUACGCUGCAUUACGGAGAAUGGCCUUAAUCUGCCGAGAAACCACUGCUCUGGAAAGAGGAAACCUCAGGAAUUGGAUCUUUGCAACUUGAAACCAUGCUAGUGCCAAACAGACUAAGGGGGCUUACUGAAUCUAGUGUAUCUUUCUCCAUAACCUUUACCAUGAUGAUUCCAAUGUUAGGAGCAAAAACUCUUGAAUACUGUGCUGGGGUUUAUGACACACCAUUGUCUUAAAAGACAUUGUUUACUAAAGUCAAAAACGGUCAAACCCAUCUGGCAAAGGUUACCAUUUACAUUAGUCUACCUCCGUCUGAACCUAUCAGGAUAACACCUGCACGAGUAUGAGUGCUCUUUUGAUGCAUGUCAUACAUAUUGCUAUUUGUUGUCCAGCUGGCAAAGUGAGUGCUGUUCAAGGACAUCUCUUUUUGCAUCAGCAGUUAGACAUGCCAAAAUGUCUGUGUUUCACACCAGAUUAGACAGUUCAGCAAGACAUCAAAACUCUAUCUUUAUGUUAAGAUUUAUUGUUUUUGUGCCUGAUAUUCAGAAUAAAAAGUAGUAUGAGAUUAAAAGAGCUGGUGUAACAGAGAGAGAGAGAGGCGAUUCAAAUACAGGAAACAUGUAAAUAAUUGGUUUUAUCAUCAGAGGCAGUUGAUAAUCCUGUUCAGAAACACUUUUUGUUACACUAGGUAAAAUGGUCCUUUCAUCCUGAAAGUAUUCAGUACAGUAUGUAUUCAAAAAAGGAGGUUAAAAAUAUUAUCUCCCAGUGUACGCACACGUUCUUUGUUAGUUUCCGCUUGUUGGCUGCACAUGCGCACUUCUAGUGUUUAUGUAUCCAGUUAGCUUAGCAGUUAGCU